AUGGACAAGUCGUCGCACACGCUCAAAUCAAAACGUCGGCGUCAGGAAUGGACUUCAACUCGUCGUACGAGAAGGAAAAACUCUAUUCUAUCAUGUACCAAUGUAUCCAUAUCAGGAAAUACCGAGUCUCAAAUCGUAUGGAGAGAUUCACCUGCAGAUAAACAGAUUAAAGUGUCUGGAACAGGAAAAAUUGCUGUUCGAAGAGAAAUGCAGGGGUUUGUAGGGAGAUUGGAGCGUGCAAGUCAACAAUCAUCACCUUUUUCUAGUGAUGAAGAUAAGAAACUUGAGAGACGCGAGUGGAUUCGUACACGACGAAAACAGACGGAAGGAGAAAAAGCUAUUUCAAGAUAUACGGUGCUCACUGGAUUUUUGGAACAAGAAGAAGGAGACGAUGGCACUUUGGAUGGUCAAAGAACGUCUACUGGUGCGAAGAUACGUCGUUCAAUUGAAAGAGGAGAGUCACAGGAUGAACUUUUUAGUGUCUUGGACAAAAUGGAGCAGAAAUACGCUAGUUCAGACGUAAAGAGGGUAUUGAUAGCCUCAAAAACGACGUCUUUUGAUCCGAAAGAGCAUCAUUAUCAGCAUCUGAAAACUCCACCUAUAGCUGUUUCUAGCUCGCAGACGGACACUAUGAACUUGACAUUAUCGGCAGCACCUACUUAUUCAUUGACUGAUGCUCAGUCCGUAAGGUCGGUACGGACUCAGGAGGCAGACAAGACGCAUAAGGUGACAACAAGUCGGGACGGUGUCAGUGCUGUAGUAGCAACUGAGGAGCAGGAGGCUAUAAAGAUGCCCGUAAAGUCGACAGUAGUGGAGGCAGAUGCCUUCGAUGACCUGACGGACGAAUCGUGGGCCUUGCUCGACCAACUUCAAAGUCAACGGGCGCCGGUUGAAGUCACUCAGUCGUCGCAAAUGGAGUUAGUGGCUUCACAAAACUGUGCGUUGACUCCACGACCCGUGCCGUCUGCUGCACCUAACGAGCUGACAAGGCCUCCGUUGAUGCCUUCAACUAACAUUUCAGCUUCAAUGGUGCGACCAAUGCAUGGAGGUCAAUUGCUCCAUCCGACUGAGAACUACAAGCGUUUUUUGAUCUUAGAAGUAGACCGCGAUGUUGUUAACCGCUCGCUCCUUUUGCGCCUGUUAGAUGACGAAGACGUGCAGUUGGAGGCUAUCCUGAGCGAUGAUUGGUAUGACGUGGUUGUGAAAGCUGGCGACACUAUCAAUAUUAUAUUUACUGAGCAGGAUAGUGCUGAGUUUUUUUCGCAAGGAGGAUGCGAGGGACACGUUGAUCGACAGUUAUUGCGCAUACAGGUGGAUAACACGCACAACAUUGUGGUUGUUCACCCAGAUAUUCUGGUAUCUCCCACCAGAGUAACAGCAAGCUUUGGAUGUUUGCGAAGGGCGGUCCUUCAAGAAACUCUAGCUGUCAGUCGUCCGACUAAUGAGAAAGCUUUUCUGGGUACAUUGAAACAUGAUCUGUUUGAGCGUGCACUUUUAAAUGACUUGUAUAGCGCUGAGAGACUACUUGAAGCAGCCGAGCGGAUCGUAAAAUCCAACACUUUAGGCCUUGUGGAAUGCGGAUUAAACGAGGAAAAAGCAUUGUCAGAGCUACAAAACGUGAUCGAAGAUUAUCGAUCGUGGAUAAACGGAGCAAUUGUCGGAUCUGGGACGCUUAUAGACGGGACGUCCUCUCAAAAUGCAUCGAAGGUGUGCGUCAGCCGCGUUUUAGCAACGGAAGAAAUGAUGUGGUCUACUAAAUGGGGUUUAAAAGGUGCCACGGAUGCUUCUGUUGCAGGAACCAUUGUUGGCUUGCGGAAUGGGAAAGAGAGUGACGAGUCUGUCGGAACCGAAGUGGUUCUGCCUCUUGAGCUUAAAACCGGCAGCAAAAAGUAUGCUGGCGUCGAGCAUCAUGGUCAAGUGAUCUUGUACACACUACUGCUGAAUGAACGCUACCGGCAACGGUGUCAGGAAGGAUUGCUCAUUUACGUUUCGCCCAUCGAAACUAACCGAAUCACAGCCAUGACAACUCAUGUUCGCGGUCUCAUCAUGGCCCGCAAUAAUUUUGCCAGUGCUCUUGCUAAAGCAAAAGCGGUCGGUAGCUCAACGUCCGCGCAGGCCCUCCCACCAAUGAUUCGGAACCGCACGGACUGCGAGCGCUGCUUUCAAGUUGAUGAGUGUGUGUUGCAUCACGCAGCGACAGAAAAUGGCACAGAGGAAUCAAGUGGUCUUGACGAGCUAUUCACUGCAAAAACAAAACAUCUUGGUGAAGCGGACUUAAAUUACUUCAAGCAUUGGAGCCGACUCAUUGAUUUGGAACAGCAGCAUGCCGAAAAGAACCUUCGAGCACUCUGGCUUCAGGUCGGAUUGAAACGAGAGCUGGCACAGGAAAGUACCACUUGCUUAGCACAUCUCAAAUUAGUAAGCGACACACCAGCACUAUCAGAGUCUGGAGCAAAACGAACACUGCGCUUUGUUCGUGAUCGUCGAAAAAGAAAAGACAUUGAUUUGGAAAGCGGAUGUAAAUCAAAUUUACAACCAACGUCAUUUGCGGGAGUGCAUUUUCGAGUGAAUGAUCGUGUUAUUUUGUCUGCAGAAUCGUUGGACGGAAAGAGCUUGCUGGUACAUGUGUCUCGUGCCACUGUUUGUAAGAUUGAGUAUGGAUUGGUCACAAUAGAGGCGCGCCAAUGCAUACCGUCGAUCGUGAUAAGCGGCCAGUCUACCGUUGGUAAAGAGUACACGUGGCGAUUGGAUAAAGACACAAUCAUGAGCGGCUUACGUCGCGCAAAGGAAAAUCUCGUGCGAUUAUUUAUCGGACCUUCACCCGAAAUGAUUUCAGCUGGCACGGCCCUGAUGAGCCGACCGGAAUUACAUGUACGCAUGGCCUCGAUGGCUUUUGUAGAAGGUAUGAGCGACGACGAUACAAUAGGCGUUGGAGAUACGCGAAGACGAAACUUGAUCGUGCACCUAACUCGUCCACAUUUCAUUCCAAGCCAGGUAACAGAUCUGGUGACACAACGGUGUCAGGGUUGCGCAACCGAUGACUAUGAUGGUAGUGUGGCAGCGCUUGGUCAAGCCUUGCUGGAUACAUUUUUUGAAUUGAAUAUCGAUCAGCAGCAGGCUGUCCAGCGUGUGUUAAGUUCUCUCGACUACGCUUUGGUACUAGGAAUGCCUGGGACAGGUAAAACGGCUACAAUCGCUUUCACCGUGCGGGUGCUACUAUUUCUCGGGUUUUCUGUUUUAGUAACGAGUUAUACGCACUCGGCUGUGGACAAUCUCCUGUUGAAGCUGCUAGCGUACGAGGUGCCCAUGCUUCGUAUUGGUAAUACCGCUCAAGUGCAUCCCCAAAUUGCAAACUUCACGCUUGAUCGGCAAGCUGAGCGAGAGGGAAUUACAAGCGUGCAGACCAUGGAGGCUAAGCUGAUUAAUGCUCAGCUCGUGGGAUGCACAUGCCUGAGCGUGAAUAGUCACGUGCUGUUUACAAAGCGUCGGUUUGAUUAUUGUAUUGUUGACGAGGCCACUCAAAUCACACAGCCCAUCGCCCUGAGUGCUCUGCGUUGCGCUGAUACAUUUGUACUAGUGGGGGACCAUUACCAGCUGCCACCCUUGGUCGCCAAUGCUCAGGCUCGUAAAGAAGGCAUGGAUGUGAGUCUGUUUCGACGAUUAGCGGAAGCUCACCCGCAAGCAACUCAGCAAUUGUCUUACCAGUACCGAAUGAACAAAGAUAUCAUGCUGCUGGCAAAUCGGUUAGUGUACGACAAUAAGCUUAAAUGUGGUUCAUUUGAAGUCGCAUCGAACCAUCUUGAUAUAACAUGGCAGCGGCAAGAUACCAUCGAGGAACACCUUAUGUGGCCCAUUCAAAUGCUGACCAAAAAGCAAGGCGUCGUGUUUUUGAAUACAGACACGAUGGGUGGAGUGACAGUUGAGAGCUUAGGAGCUGCCCUAAUGGGUACUAACGGACGUCGACGGAUGGAAAACAUUGUCGAAGCGCAGCUUGUUGCUGGAUUAGUGGAGCUCUUAGUGUUGGGAUCGGUGCCAGCCGAGGAGAUUGCAAUUAUCUCCCCAUUCCGCUCUCAGGUAGCGCUGAUUCGACAGCAUCUGACUGGUGUUGCAGCAUUCCGCCGGGCUGGUGCAUUUGAUUGGAUUCACUUGAUCGAGGUGAGCACUAUUGACAAGUAUCAAGGCAAAGAUAAGGACGUGAUCUUAGUGUCGUUUGUUCGAUGCAAUGAGGAGAAACACGUGGGUGAGCUACUUACGGAUUGGCGCCGGAUCAAUGUUGCUCUAACGCGUGCCAAGCAAAAGCUGCUUCUAGUGGGGUCUAAAUCAACUCUCAGUGGCGGCAGUGCACUCUUUCAUGUGCUUUCUAGUGUUACCCAACAACAAGACUGGGAGUACAAGCUGUUGCACAAUUCUGUCGAAACGCUUCGUCAGUUAGCAGUGCAUGUAGCGACUUCUGUAGAACCUGAUCCCGAGCAAGGUGCAAUGUCGAAAUCGCACGUGCGUUCGACAAGCGAAAAGAACGUGAGCGUUUCGAUUCUUCAGCGCUCUGCAAGUAGCAACAAUGGUGACAUUGAGUCACUCGUGCCAGACGUGUCAAAUGUGCCAAAAAUGCGUCCUCAUCAAAGACCUUGUCCAGCACAGUUGAAACCAGUCUCACGUGACAUAUUUGGCGAAAUAUCAAGAUAA
Peronospora belbahrii is the source of this 4683-nucleotide messenger RNA. The record is from the annotation of a GenBank genome assembly. NCBI's taxonomy places the organism in Eukaryota, Oomycota, Peronosporomycetes, Peronosporales, Peronosporaceae.